AUGGUAGCAAUGCCUAGUUCUGAUCUAGAGGAAACACAGUUGGUGCAUGAACAGCUAACUUUGAUUAAAGAAAAGAUUCAACUAAACAGAAAAAAAAUGAUUGAGCUUUUAUCUAACGAAGAUUUAGAUACUGAUGAAGCUCAAGAGAUGAUUAAUAAACUUGACAAAUCUAAGACAUUUUUAGAGAAUUUAAGAGAAAAAUGUAACAAAGAUUUGAAAUAUUUACAAAGUCAACAACAACAAUUGGCAAAGAAAGAAAAAGUUAAUACUGAAUUGAAGGUUGGAGAUAACAAUGAAAACAAAUUAAACAACAAAACUGUCGAGAAUAAAGAUACAAUGGAUAAAAGUAAUUCCAUUGAUGAUUUAUCAGAUGUUGAAGAUGUUGUAAAUCUAAUGUCACUAAGAGAUGACAGAGGAGAUUAUUAUGAAUUUAUCACCAACAAUGGUGAAAGUCAUAAAUUUUAUUACGAAAAUAAAUCAGCAAAACUUGAUUUUGGAUUGAACGAAAUUAAAGACUUUCCUAAUUGGAUUUAUAUGGUCAAAAGAUUUCUAAAGAAAUGGAACUUUGAUAACAUCACUAAAUGUAAUUCAGAUGAUGAUAUUCCAUUAGUAGAACAUAAAAUUAUUACCCUGGUUAUCCAAGAAUCUUUAGGAAACGGCUUUAAUAGAUGGAAAAAUAAUUAUGUUAUUACUGCGUUUGAAAUUUUAAAAGAAUUAAAAGAAAUGUGUAUUGAUGAUUACCCGAGAGAAGUUAAAGACAAAAUGUGGAGAAGAAUUCAUAUUGAUAAAUUCUGCUCAGAUACAAAUGAGUUGAAAGAAGUCUUAAACAACAUAAUCUUAUUAGAAAAAUGUACUGCAAAUAAUGCGGAAAUACAGUCAACUACCAAUGAGUUCAUCAAUAAUAAGAUUAAAUCUACUCUGGAUAAUCAACUAGAUAUGAUGGUUGAUAUUAGAUUAGCUAGUAUAACUAUUGAUGAUAAAGGAAAUAUGCCACCAACAGGAUACAUUGAAAAUAUAGUUGAUACCAUAAAGAGUAUUAAAAGAAAAAAUGGCAUACGUUCAGGACAGUCAAGGCAAUGCAAUCAAUGCAAUUCAUUUUUGCAUUUUGCCAAAAACUGUCCAAAUACUCUUGGCAAUAUGAACAACAAUAGGAUGAAUGUGGAAAAAUACAAAAAUAAACUGCCUAUAAAAUAUCAAACUUAUCAUAAUAAAUAUACCAAAGAGAAUAAUAAUAAUAAUAUAGUAAGAUUGGUUAAUACAUCAGACAAAACUUCUGACUUUGUGGUUAUUGAUACUGCAUCAGGAAUUAGCAUGACACCUUUCAAAGAGCAACUAGUUGACUUUAUUCCCCUAACAAAAGAAAACCCUGGUCCAUCAUAUUAUGGAGUAGGAAAUGAUGAUCAAGAAAAACCAAUUUGUUUUGAAGGUUAUGGAUUUCUACCAAUUCGAGGUGAUAAUAAUAAAAUUAUCCAUAUGUUUACAUAUUUGGUUCCAUAUGAAGAUGCAAUAAUUUUAUCUGCAUUCAAACUAUGGGAAAUAGUUGGAUAUGGUUUUGAAUCUGGAAAAUAUGACUUUUCAACUGUCAAUAAUUAUAAAAUACCAACAAAAAUUAUGGAUCAUACAAUUUGGGUUCCUACUAAGCAAAUAAUUGCAGAAUAUACAAAUGAAAUUACAAAUAAAAAAGUAAGAAUAAUAAAAUCUUCUAAAAUAUCACUUUUAGAGGCUCACUUAAGACUAAAUCACCUACCUACUGUAGCAAUACAAGAGUCUAUCAAGAAUAAGAUUUUUGAGGAUGUAGAAGUAAUUCAGGAAAACAAGAAUAAUAAUCAUAUAUGGUGUGAAAUAUGUGUGGCUGGAAAAAUGACAAAGCAUUUUCACUACACGAAUUCAAUGAACAACUACACCAUGCUAAAAUCACCAGGAUCAUCCUGGAGUAUUGAUUUAUUUGGCCUAGUUAACAAAGUUUCCUCAGGUACUCCUAGAUACAUGAUGAUAAUGGUUGAUAAUGUUUCAAGAUAUGUUAUAUGCACAACUCAUCUUUACAAAACUGAUGAUGAAAUUGUAGACCAAAUUGAUAAAAAUAUAAGAUUUAUUGAAACACAAUUUGGAAGAAAAAUACAAGAAUUUAUUACAGACAGAGGUUCUGAGUUUACCAAUAAUAACUUGAAACAAUUACCUGAGAAAAAAGGAAUUCAAUUAAGAUUUACCUCAACUCAAGAUCACUCGGCUAAUGCUAGAGCAGAAAGAGCAAUUCGAACAAUUAUAACGGAUACUAGAACACUACUGUUACAAGCUAAAUUACCACUUAAAUUUUGGCACUAUGCAGUUAUGGCAUCUGCGGAAGUGAGAAACUGUACAUAUAAUAAGAAUACUAAAGAUGCACCAUUAAAUGUAAUAUCCGAAUUGCCUGUUAAGAUAAUAUUACGUAAUUUUUUACCUUUUGGAGCUCCAGCUACGAUAUGGAAUCAUAAAUCUAAGAAAACAUCUGCACCAAGCUUACAAGCAGUGGUUUUGUCAAAAGAUCCACAGAGUUUUGGAUAUUUCUUUUAUAUACCUAAGGAAAAUAGAGUAAUUACCACUACAAACUUUAAAAUCCCUGAUUAUUCAGUAAAUUCGCAACAGAAGAGUAAUCCAGAAGAAACCAUUAUUGCACGAUUUAAAGCUAAUGUUACAUCUAAAAUAGGUUCUACUAGAAAUUUUGGAUUUGAUGAAGAUGAGAUUAAUGAAGCAUUUCCUGAUAAAGAGUAUGAAAAUGAUACUGAAGGUAUAAAUAAUAUUACGGUAGAUGAUAAGAUAGUAUCACAACAGUUGUUAAAUGACCUUAAUGAAAAUGGUGAAGAAGAAAUAAUGGAUACCGAAAGUGAUUUUAGUCCUUCUAAUAUAGAUCCUGACCUUAUUGACAAUGUUAAUUUAGAUGAAAUUUUAGAACAACCUAACGUAAUUGAACUUAUGAACAAUGAGAAUACAACAAUUAACGAGGAAGACGAAAUUAAGAAUACAGACACUAAUAAUGAGAAUAUUGAUAAUGAUAUCAACAGUAAUAAUGAUAAUAAAGACAAAUAUUCAAUGUUAAUAAAUGAAAAUAAUUAUAAUAAUUGCAAUAAUUCAAAUGAUGAGAUGAAUAAUAUAUUACCAUCUAAUGAAGACUAUAACUCAAUCACUGAUGAACAAGAGAGUGUUGAUUUAACAGAAGUAGUUCCAUCAUCACUAAAUACAGACAUCAUAAUACAGAGUAAUAAUGAUACAACAGCCGAUGAUAAUAAUCAUGAUAUAAGCAAUGAUAUUUCACUUUAUUCAAACAUUCCAAUAACAUCAGAAGAUGAGAAUGAAAAUAUAACUGAAACACAUCCUAAUGACAUAAUUAAUGCUAAUAGAGAAUCAGAUAACGCAUCUAUUAUUGAAGAUAGUAUUGAUAAUUUCAAUGAGGACAGUAAAAGUAGAUCAGAAAUUGAACCAGAUAGUAGUACAAUAACAGUUAAUGAAAGAGCUAAUAUGUAUAAAAGAACCAGAGAAGAAGUUGAUGUACAGGAUAAGGAAACAGACAGUACAUCAAAUAAUAAUAUUAUAGAAACUAGCUCAUCCAGAUUAUCAUUCUCCAAGAAAAAUUUACAAUCUUUAGUUGGUCACAGAAAUAAUAGUACAAGCAGAAAACCUAAUCAUAGCAUACCAACUUAUCUACAAGAAAGGAAGUCUGAUCCUGUAACGCCACCUAUAAUACAUCCUACAUCGAAAAAACCUCGUUUACGAAAAGUACGUCGUAUUUUACCACGUACCAACCGGCAAAAUAAAAUAAGAUCGAUUUACUAUAAAGAAGCCAUAACAAAUAAUAAAAAUUUAAAACAAAGAGAGAGAUUUAUCAAGUCAUUCAAGAAGGAAGUUGAAAACUUGGUUAAGAUGGGGGUUUAUGACCCUGAUAUUCGCUUACCCAAAUCAGCUAUUCCCAAAAAUAAGAUAAUAUCUACAGUUAUAGUAUUCAUUGUUAAACAAGAUGGGACAUGUAAGGCAAGGUAUUGUGCUCGUGGUGAUUUACAGAAUCAAGAGUCUUACGGUAAUACUGACUCCGCUAUUUUAAGUCUUGAUAGUCUUAAAGUUCUAUUAUCUGUUGCUAAUAAUAAGCAAUUACACAUUCGAACUGCAGACAUCAGUCAUGCUUUCCUAUACGCUACUCUAGAUGAGGAGUUAUAUAUUAACCAUCCAUCAGAUAAGAGGGUGUAUACGCCACUAAAGAAAGCUCUUUAUGGCUUGAAGCAAAGUCCAAAAAAUUGGAAUGAAACAUUAAGAGAAUUUAUGAAUUCUUAUGAUUUUUAUGAUACGGAGUUUGCUCCAGUUUUGUUUGCAUCUUCGGAUGGCAAUAAACUUAUAGCAGCGUAUGUGGAUGAUUGUGUUUUAGCCGCAGAAACUGAAGAAGAUCUGGAUGAGAUAAUAGAAAUGUUUAAGAAUACAUUUGAAUUAAAAGUUAUUGGAAUAAUGAAUGAAGAAAAACAAUUAGAACCAGAUAUUUUAGGUAUAGACUUGAAAUAUGACUUGAAUAAAGGAAUCGUUACAUUGAGUAUGAAAUCAUACAUUGACAAAUUUAAUGAUGAUUUUCCACUACUAAAACUGAAAGAAUAUGAGAAUAACUUAACAACAGAACAAAAGAAAGAUUUAACACCUCACUUUAGUGAAUAUAAUUUAAAUCCAAAUGAAUAUAUACUACUAAUGAAUAAGACUGAACACAAAGAGAAGGUUAAGUAUAUACAAAAAUCUAUUGGAAAGCUAAACUACUUAAGAACAAGAGGUAGGCUGGAUCUGGAAUUUGCAGUUAGCAAUAUUGCCAGAUUUGCAUUAUAUCCACAUGUUAAAGUAAUUAAAACUGUUGAUAGAUUAAUUAAAUAUACUUAUGUGAAAAGGGAUCUCAAUGUAGUAAUGAAAAGAGAAAAGAAACAGCCUGAUGAGAUCACAGUAAUUACUGAUGCUUCAUUAGGAUCAGAAUAUGAUGUAACAUCAAGAAUUGGGGGUAUAAUAUGGUUUGGAAACACAUUUAUGUUUGGGUUUUCAAACAAACCAUCAAUUGUUUGUGACUCUUCGGCAGAAUGUGAAUUAGAUGCUCUAAACAAAGGUGAAAAACUAGCUCUACAUUUAAAGUUCAAGUUAGAAAAAUUAUUUAAGAAAAAUUUUAAAAUUAAUAUUAUUACGGAUUCUAAACCUGUAAUAGAAUGGCUUAAAAAACCAUAUAUUGUGGGUAGAACAAAGUUCCUUGGAAUCAGAAUUGGUCGUUUAAAAGAAAGACUAAAGGACAAGUCCACCUUUCUAAGAAAAAUUGAUGGAUUGGAGAAUGUAACCGAUCCAUUAAUAAAACCGGUCAGCCCAACUGAUUUCAAGAACCUAAAUAAAAUCAUGGAAGGUAACAUUACUCCACAAAACUUACUACCAUUGACCAACCUUGUGGAGACUGAAGAGGGAGUUCGCAAGAUGUAA
Molecule: messenger RNA, 5457 nt
Organism: Henningerozyma blattae CBS 6284
Lineage: Eukaryota; Fungi; Ascomycota; Saccharomycetes; Saccharomycetales; Saccharomycetaceae
Product: gag-pol fusion protein
Biological process (GO): DNA integration
Molecular function (GO): nucleic acid binding
Source: RefSeq, a predicted model, not a curated record